GAUUUUAAGUCGUAAAUUUAGGAGAUAAAAAGUCGUAAAUUUAUGAGAAAAAAACUCGUAAAUUUACGAGAUUUAAGUCGAAGGAAUAUCCAGUCCAGCAUGUGAACGCCAUGUGCAGCAGCAGACCGACUUCUCAGAACACACACUGCAGAGCUUCGGCAAGAGGAAGGUGCAUUUAUCCCCCCUUGUCCCACCCUAUUGACCAGCGCUCUCCAAGCCGUGGGCUGCAGGCCGAAACUGGUUCGUAUUAACGCAUGCCACUCGCGUCACUUUUGAUAUGUUGCUGCGAUACAUUUGUUUUGAUACUUUGACAAACUAAAACGUUAUUGACACGAAAACGACAGCUCAGUAUGUACAUGCUACCACUUUAUUUAUUUAUUUUGCUUUUUUAUUUAUUUAAAUGAACUCAGCAGUGGCCGUGGCUGAGCUAUACUAGUAGUGAAUGACUGAGGUUAAGAGAGAUGGAGAGAACGGUAAGGCGUCUGUGUCCUCUUAGCGUGAUGGAGUUAUUCAGAGCCACUUUACUUUUGUGCAUGCGUAGUCGGCACGUUUAUUCAUAACAGAAAAAUUCCGACGCAUACUCAUCGGAUCAAGGAGUCCGCCGUAUUUGUUUACAAAAAUUGCACAUGCGCAGCUCAGUAGCAGCGCCAGGCUCAUCGCUGUCAUCAGAUUACCGUAAAACACAAAAUAUGAACACACAUUGAAACAUACAUUCUAAAUCUGCCAUAACAUAUUGAGUAAGGACGCAGGUUCAAAUUCCUAUUUUGACAAUAGGAUGUCUGUGGGCCCAUAUUGCUUCCAAAGCUUCUAAAAAAUGACAAAAUAUAUCGCUGUUUUCUUUAGAUGCAUGAUGGCAGCAGAAUCAUCAGACCUCCUAAAUUUUUUGAGAACUCGAGGUGUCUCAGAAGAAACCAUUUCUUUCUUUGAACAACAAAAGGUAAGCUAUUGUACGCUUAAUGAAGACGAAUCUUUUGAAUGUUUUAUCUAGUUAACAUUUUUAAGUUAAGAAAAUAUGCCUAUUGAAAUUAAAAAUAUUUCCAUUAGAAGAAAAGACACAAAAGUUGGGAAAGACCUUUGAGAAUCUUUCCAUAAAGCCUCAGCUUUGCCAAUAGGUCCUGUGGAUUAUAAUGAGGGUAACCAGCUGCCAGUUGUCUUCUCUAAGCACAUAAUUUUUAGUGAAAAGCCCUCUAUCAUGAAACUGGUGUCUUUUUUUUUGGGAGAUUGAUAACUGCUGUAGAAUGGUGAAGCUAAUCACAGAUUUAAGGAAAGUGACACAAAUGCUGAUGGAAUCCUGAAGUAGCCUUGAAGUCCUCAAUUAGUACCUUGACUUUGCUAAAUUAUUGUCUUUUAUUUUCACAGAUUGACAGAGAAGUUGUGCUGCUCAUGGAGGAUGCUCAGCUUGCAGAUCAUCUACCAUCAUAUGGAGAUAGAGUUGCUUUAGUUAACUAUUGCAGGCGUCAAACGACAUCAUCAAAAAGAAAACAUGGUCUUUUUGAGAAAUUAAGACAAAACCUGAAACUUAGAAGGGAAAGGGACCAGUCCCAAGAAAUGCCAGAAACAGUCAACCAGUCAGUAAGUAGAUCAAAACAGGUCAUGAGAAACAUUGAAAUUGGAUGGAUUCACAGUGAAAAAGGAGUUUCAAAGCAAAUUAGGACAAAACAAGGAGGAGGAACAAGGAAAGUGAAAGUCAACAUUAAAGCAGGUUUUCAUGAGAUACUAAAAGAAGGAAAGGCACUAUUUUUUCCAGAGGGGAAAUCUAGCAAAGGGCUGGAAUCUGAGUUUGAAUUUGAUGUUUGGGAUUUUGGACAAAAUUGCUUCCCCAGAGAUGUGUCAAUCGAAAACAUAUAUAACUCUGUGAAGCUACCAGUCUUGCGCUUCUACAUUGCAACUCAAUUUAAAGAACUUGAAAAUGAUGAUAUUGAUGACAAUAGCAAAGAUGCAAAUAGUUGUGUUGGAGAUCCCAGUGAUGUUGAAUCACUUACUUCAGAGGAAAGUUCUAGUCGAAAUUUAAACAUGAACACAGAUGAGCAGUCACAUUAUGCAGAACUACAUCAAACCUCUAUGCAAGAUUUGCGCAAUGUUUCUACAAGAAGCAGUUUUCACUCUUCUUCGAUCCACGAACAUUCACAAUCAAGCACAUUUGAAAAUGAAAUCCAAAAUGUCACAUUUUCUGGUGAACCAAGCUAUGCAGUUCUAGUGGAUCUCACUGAAGUCAAUGAAUCUCAGACGUCUGACCCUGAAAUAAUAAUAGGUGCACAGCAUUCAUCAGAGUUUGAUUUUACUUCUCUCAGUGACACAAUUAUCUUUGAUCCAGAUGACAUUUUGCAAAACCCUCAGGCUGUAAUACCUGAAGUAACCUUGGUUCUACACCAUGCAAACAGCUUCAAUGAAAUGAUUGAGGCUUUUACUGACACAAACAUCCUGGACAAAAACUUAAACAUCCGACGUUUGCUCCCUGACAAUUCAGUUGAAAAAGCAACUGGCUCAGGUGUAGUCAGGGAUGUCUACAGUAGUUUUUGGACAGAGUUUUAUGAACGGUGCACCCUAGGAACAACUCUGAAAGUUCCUUUCCUCAGGCAUGACUUCUGUGUAGCUAAAUGGAAAGCAAUCGGAAGAAUUUUUCUGAAAGGAUUUAGAGACUGUCAGUAUUUACCAAUCCGACUUGCCCCACCAUUUUUAGAACAAAUGCUGUAUGGGGAGGUGUACAGUGAUUUAAAAAAAACAUUUCUUCAAUUUGUAAGCACACAAGAACAGGACAUUCUAAGGAAUGCAUUGCAUGAUUUUUCAUCUGCUGAUACUGAUGAACUAAUGGAAGUCUUGAGCACGUAUGAAUGCAGAAAAAUGGUCACUGCAAUUAAUAUAGCAGGAAUUUUGGAUGAAAUUUCACACAAGGAACUUGUCCAGAAACCCAUGUUUGUCAUAGACUGCUGGCAAGAGGUCACAAAAGCACAUGUGAACCUAAGCCCUGGGGAGUUGACCAAAACAUACAAGGACCUCCAACCAACACCAAAAAAAGUUGUUGCCCUCUUAAACUUCCCUUCUGUGAUGACACCAAAACAACAGAGGUGGCACAACACCUGA
Molecule: messenger RNA, 3081 nt
Organism: Oryzias latipes (Japanese medaka)
Lineage: Eukaryota; Metazoa; Chordata; Actinopteri; Beloniformes; Adrianichthyidae
Source: RefSeq, a predicted model, not a curated record